AUGGAGAUGGAAGAGAUAUCUGAGAAGGUAAACGGAUUGGUGGAGCAGGUGGCUCGUCUGACGGCCGAACUCGAAAAACUGAGAGUGGAAAGAGAGGGUGGGCAAAAGGGAGUGCCAACAAUGCCGAAGCAAGACAGGGGAGAUCGGAAGGACAAACAAGAUGAUAGCGACAUCCACGAGGAUGUAGCAACUCACUUGACGCUUUUGGCAAAGAGACGGGCGAUGGCCCAUUUCGUACUUGAUCUAGAACUGUUGGUUUAUGAAGAUAACCCAGACGAGAUGAGAAUUCCUGUAGAUAGGCGUCUUAAUCAGACAAAAGUUGAUUUCGUCAGAGAGCGCUUUUUGGAACGGUUUGAAGUGCCCGACCGUGCGAACGAACUAAUGUGGAAGUCUAUGAAAGAAGUUCUGAAUCGACGUGUAUACAGGAAGAGAAUGGCACUCAAGAAAAAGGCUGCUGAGCAGAAGGAGAAGGCAGAAGAACAGGGAAAGUCCGACGAAGAGGAAAAGGUGUAUUAA
This is a messenger RNA of Ostertagia ostertagi, 516 nucleotides long. The record is from the annotation of a GenBank genome assembly. NCBI's taxonomy places the organism in Eukaryota, Metazoa, Nematoda, Chromadorea, Rhabditida, Trichostrongylidae.